Molecule: messenger RNA, 4115 nt
Organism: Cyprinodon variegatus (sheepshead minnow)
Lineage: Eukaryota; Metazoa; Chordata; Actinopteri; Cyprinodontiformes; Cyprinodontidae
Product: pre-mRNA cleavage complex 2 protein Pcf11-like
Exons: 11
Coding region: 137-3928 (1263 amino acids)
Biological process (GO): termination of RNA polymerase II transcription
Cellular component (GO): cytoplasm; mRNA cleavage factor complex
Molecular function (GO): RNA polymerase II complex binding; mRNA binding
Source: RefSeq, a predicted model, not a curated record
AGCCCCUAGCUGCAGUCGCCAUUUUCUUCUCAUCGAAAACGAACCAAGAAAACCGACCAACAGCGGAAGAACUAAUCCCGAACCGGGCCGUGUUUAUUUUCGUGGUUCUGGGCCCAACAGUUCUCUUCGUGAAUUAAUGGACUGUGUGUUGCUACGUGGCGAUGGUUUCAAUCCGGCUGCUAUAGGUUUGUCCGGGCCUCUGAGCUGGAAGAUGGAGGAGAAGGCGGCCCGAGAAGACGCCUGCAGGGAGUACCAGUCCUCUCUGGAAGACCUGACGUUCAACAGCAAACCGCACAUCAACAUGCUCACCAUCCUGGCCGAAGAGAACAUCCAGUUCGCCAAGGAUAUCGUGGCUAUUAUUGAAGCUCAAAUCAGCAAGGCGCCGACCGCAGAGAAGCUUCCUGUUUUGUACUUAGUGGAUUCCAUAGUGAAGAAUGUUGGAGGAGAAUACCUCGCAGUGUUUGCUAAAAACCUAAUCGCUUCAUUUAUUUGUGUCUUUGAAAAGGUGGAUGAAAACACUAGAAAGAGUCUGUUCAAGCUGCGCUCCACCUGGGAUGAAGUCUUCCCGCUCAAGAAGCUGUAUGCGCUGGACGUCAGGGUCAACUCGCUGGACCCGGCGUGGCCCAUCAAGCCGCUGCCGCCAAACAUCAACUCCAGCAUCCACGUCAACCCCAGGUUCCUGAAGCAGUCUGAGGAGAAGGUGUCUCCACAACCGGCCCCCUCCAAGCCUGUAGCUUUACCCGUGGCCCCCCAGGCGAGCCCAGCGGCGCCGCCGUCCAGCCUGACCCAGGAGCAGCUGAUCCGCCAGCAGCUUCUGGCCAAACAGAAGCAGCUGCUGGAGCUGCAGCAGAAGAAGAUCGAGCUGGAGCUGGAGCAGACCAAAGCGCAGCUGGGAGGACUGGCUCUGCCGCCGUCGUCUACAGUGGCCCCCCAACCAGAGUCCAGCAGCACUCAGAGACCCGCCAACCCCAUUCGACCCUGGAUCCCCCCCCAGCCUCAACCUGACCCCAAGGCGUCCAGUAGAGACCCCCGUCUGAACCGUGGCGGGCCCCCAGCUGGGCCCACACUCAAAGAACAACCCCCCACCAAGAGGGAGAGCCCCCACCCUCCAGGGGGGCCCGGCGCCGCCAUGGCGAGGAGGCCGCCAGAGAAAUCCCCCCGGCCUGAGAAAGCCCGGCCCCCCAGGAAGGAGACACCAGAAGACAAGUUAAAGCCCAAAUCUCCGUCCCCUCUGGCCAAAGGGCCCCAGGGCCGCAUCAGGCCGGCAGAGCCUGAGGGCCCCAAGAAGGACCCCAGGACCAAGAAACGAGUACUGGAGAAGAGCGCUGAGCCCCGGGACGACGAGAAGAAGCGCUGCAGCGACAAGAAGGAGCGGGAGGAGGUGCCAAGGAGACCAGAGCCCCCUAGGUCCAAAAUGCCCAAUCUGGUCAACGGCCUGGGGGCCAAAACUGACCAAGCAGAGCCCGGAGACAAGGCUGACCCGAAGCCCGGAGGCGCCGCUCGCAGGAAACGCACCCGCUCACGGUCCCGCUCCCCCACCACCUCCCCUAAGAGGAAGGAACGCCGUUCCCCCAAAAGCCACGGCCGCAGCAGCUCCCCAUCACCCCCCCACAAACCCGGGAAACCCCGGAGGCCCCGAGGAGACGACCCACAGAACGGAAAGCCGGGCCGAGACGACCGACCCGGCCCCAAGAAGACCCAGUCAGAUGGCAGGAGAACCAAAAGGCCGCUGGACGAGCGGCACUCUGAGUCCAGGGACCCCCACAGGGGCCAUGAUGGUGCUGGGAAGGACCCCAAGGAUGCGCCACACCGUUGGAGGAGCGGCUGGGAGGAGAACAAACACAUGAAGCUUCCAGAGGACUCCCACAACAAGCCCACCCCCCCCAGACACAAGCCACAUGGCACCCCGACCCGCCCCAGCACACCCAGGAACCAGAAGAUCCGGCUCAGCGUGGACGCUAACCUGCAGAUCCCCGAGGUUCUGAACUCCGCCUCCAAGAAGGACCUUCUGAGGCGGGCCAGCAAACGUCUGGAAAGGGGGGAAAUUUCUCGGGAGGACUUCCUGAACAUGGUGCACCAGAUCAACCAUUUCUUCCAGUACCAGGAGGAGAAGCAGCAGAGCUCCGGGAACUGGGACGACACCAGAAGGUUCUCCGCAAAGAAGCAAUCUCUGCUGAGCGCGACCUGUCCUCAGGAAGCCAUGGACCCCGCCCAGCUGUCGUACUUUGAGCACAAGUCCAAGCUGAGGAAGACGCAGGUCAACCACAGGGCGACGGGUGACGAAGGCCAGGAGGCGUCAGAGGAGGGCGAGAAGCUGGUGUCGAGGAGUGGGGGGCCCUACGGUCGACCAUCGCAGGACCAAGCAGGUGAGCGAGACGAGCCGCAGCCGCCACUCGCCCCCAUGGUGGAGGAGUACAACCACGGCAAGGAGUUCCCCAAACUCAAGUCUCUGCCAGGACUCCGCUUCAGGAGGAGAGCCGACCCCGCAGAGUCCAGUGAGCGGGAGUGGACGUCGCCGCUGACGGAGCGCCAGCUUUAUGACGAGCGGGAGGAGCACAAGAGUAGCUACGAUGCCCCGCGGAGGUUCGGGCCGGCCGACCCACGCCGGCAGGAUGGGCCCCUUCCCUCUGUAGGGGCCCACCGCAACUCCCUGGGCCCUGCUGGGCCGGAUGCUCCGCCCCCUCGCUUUGAACGCUCCCGUCUGUCUCCUCUGCAUCAGAAAGAUGCGGCUGACCUGAGCCCGGUCCCUUGCUUUGAAAGUCCAAACAGCGAGCACUCAGAUGAGGGGCCCCUGGAGGCCCCCCCUCCUCCUCCUCAGGGCUCCAAACCAAACAUGAAGGGGCUCCCCCGUGGGGGGCCUCUGUCUGUUCGGCAGCACAGUGACUCCCCAGGACACACACCCCCACACGAAGGACACCCUCCUUCUAUGUAUGGGGGCCCCGGGCACAUGGGCCCCUCCAGACCACACCGCCAUGGCUGGAGCCGGUUCGAGGAUCCCCAGUUUGAUGGCCCCCACCACCCGGGGCCCGGCAGGUUCGAAGGUGGGGGGCCAGCACAUCAUAACCUGCCAGAGAGAACUGAGGGCCCCCCGCCCUGUGAGGGGCCCCGCAUAGCAAUGAGAGGAGAAGGGUUGGGGGCCUUUGACGGGCCCCCACAGGGGCCCAGCAGGUUUGGUGGUCCCAUGGGACAACAGCAGUUUGAAGGGCCCAUGGGGGGCCCUGGUCCGUCGGAGGGCCCCAUGCAGCAUUUUGAGGGGCCCAGCCACUUCGGCAACAUGGGGCCUGGUCCAAUGGGCUUCCAGCAGCAGCUGCCCCCCCGCUUUGAGGUUCCCAACAAUCAGAUGGGUCCAAUGAGGUUCGAGGUCCCCGCACCGGGCCCCAGGUUUGACCUGCCAGGGGGGCCCCAUCAAGUGGGCCCCCAACAGCCGGGACCUCCUCGCUACGAUUACCCUCCUGGCCAGCAAGGUCCCCCUAGGUUCCCCCCCCAACACAACCUCCAGCUCCCUAUGCAGCCCAUGGCCCCCCCCAUCUACGAUGGCCCCGCCCCACCGCAGCAGAACUUUGGUAUGGGCCCCCAGCGGUUCCAGGAGCCCAUGAACCCUCAGUUCCCACCGGGGCAGAACCUGCUGCCGGCGGGAAACUUCAACAUGCAGCCAACGCCGUUCAACCAACCGGGCCCCGGGCCCUUCUACAACCCGCCGGCACCUGUUGCCCCCAUGCAGCAGCCGGUGAACAUGAUGGGGAACGUGAACCAGCCCUACCUGCCUCAGAACCCGGUGCCUUUCGGACCACAGACUCCUCAGGUGGCUCCUCCAGAGAACCACUUCGGUCAGGUAGAUGUCAACGACCUUCUGUCCAAACUCAUCUUCAACGGCAUCAUCAAGCCGCCAUCGCAGACCGACUCGUCACAGACGGCCAGCGGUGAGUGAGCCCCCCCACAGAACCAGAGCAUGUUCUAGAUGUCUGAUCAUCCCGUUGCCGAGGAAAGAUCUAAGGCUGUGUCCUUCCUAACCUCUCCAUCACUACAUUUAGACAGCUUUAUUCUGUCAUUUGGUAUACACGUGUGUAAACAAACACUACACAGUGAACUCUGUUAACUGACCGUUCCCCGUUGGU